Molecule: messenger RNA, 3795 nt
Organism: Medicago truncatula (barrel medic)
Lineage: Eukaryota; Viridiplantae; Streptophyta; Magnoliopsida; Fabales; Fabaceae
Product: ABC transporter B family member 9
Exons: 12
Coding region: 1-3795 (1264 amino acids)
Biological process (GO): transmembrane transport
Cellular component (GO): plasma membrane
Molecular function (GO): ATP binding; ATP hydrolysis activity; ABC-type transporter activity
Source: RefSeq, a predicted model, not a curated record
AUGGCAGAUAACACUGAGGUACAUGAAAAUUCUUCAUCAUCUACCCAACAACAUGUUAACAAAGCCAACCAAAUAGUUCCAUUCUACAAGCUCUUUAGUUUUGCUGAUCGUCUUGACGUAACUUUGAUGAUCAUUGGCACUAUUUCUGCCAUGGCUAAUGGAUUUGCAAGUCCUCUCAUGACACUUCUUCUUGGGAAAGUCAUCAAUGCUUUUGGUUCCUCUAAUCAAUCAGAAGUUCUCAAUCAAGUUUCCAAGGUAUCAUUGCUAUUUGUUUACCUGGCUAUUGGGUCUGGAAUAACAUCAUUUCUACAGGUAUCAUGUUGGAUGGUGACAGGAGAAAGACAAUCUGCGAGGAUUCGUAGUUUGUACUUGAAAACCAUAUUAAAGCAGGAUAUUGCAUUCUUUGACACUGAAACAAACACAGGAGAGGUAAUUAGUAGAAUGUCUGGUGACACAAUUCUCAUUCAAGAAGCUAUGGGAGAAAAGGUUGGGAAGUUUCUUCAACUUGGUUCAACUUUUUUUGGUGGCUUUGUAAUUGCAUUUAUAAAAGGAUGGCGCUUAGCUCUAGUCUUACUCGCAUGUGUACCUUGUAUUGUUGUUGCCGGUGCUUUCAUGGCUAUGGUGAUGGCUAAAAUGGCAAUUCGCGGACAAGUUGCUUAUGCAGAAGCAGGAAAUGUUGCUAAUCAAACAGUUGGAUCCAUGAGAACAGUUGCAUCUUUUACUGGUGAGAAAAAAGCCAUAGAGAAGUAUAAUAGCAAGAUAAAAAUUGCUUAUACUGCAAUGGUUCAACAAAGCAUAGCAUCAGGGAUAGGAAUGGGAACGCUUCUCCUUAUUAUCUUCUGCUCUUACGGACUUGCCAUGUGGUAUGGUUCCAAGCUAGUGAUUGCGAAAGGAUAUAAUGGCGGAACGGUCAUGACUGUGGUCAUAGCUCUUGUGACUGGUUCAAUGUCAUUAGGUCAGACAUCCCCAAGCUUACAUGCAUUUGCUGCAGGCAAAGCAGCAGCAUAUAAAAUGUUUGAGACGAUUAAAAGAAAGCCAAAAAUCGAUGCAUAUGAUACCAGUGGUCUUGUGUUGGAAGAUAUAAAGGGAGAUAUUGAACUCAGAGAUGUUCACUUCAGAUACCCUGCAAGACCAGAUGUGGAGAUCUUUGCUGGAUUCUCAUUGUUUGUUCCAAGUGGCACAACUACUGCUUUGGUCGGUCAAAGUGGAAGUGGGAAGUCUACUGUAAUCAGUUUACUGGAAAGAUUCUAUGACCCUAAUGCUGGAGAAGUACUUAUAGAUGGUGUGAAUUUGAAGAACUUGCAACUUAGAUGGAUACGAGAACAGAUUGGACUAGUUAGUCAAGAACCUAUCUUGUUUACUACUUCUAUCCGAGAGAACAUAGCAUAUGGGAAAGAAGGUGCAACUGAUGAGGAGAUAACAACAGCAAUAACACUUGCUAAUGCCAAAAACUUCAUCGACAGGCUGCCUCAGGGUCUUGAUACAAUGGCAGGGCAAAAUGGGACUCAACUUUCUGGAGGGCAAAAGCAAAGAAUUGCAAUUGCUAGGGCAAUAUUGAAGAACCCUAAAAUUCUUCUUCUUGAUGAAGCAACAAGUGCGUUGGAUGCUGAGUCUGAACAUAUUGUUCAAGAAGCAUUAGAAAAAAUUAUAUUAAAAAGGACUACUAUUGUCGUUGCGCAUCGUUUGACUACUAUCAUACAUGCUGACACAAUCGCAGUGGUUCAACAGGGGAAAAUCGUCGAGAGAGGAACUCAUAGCGAGUUAACCAUGGAUCCUCACGGUGCUUAUUCUCAACUUAUUCGUCUACAAGAAGGAGAAAAAGAAGCUGAAGGUAGCAGAAGUUCUGAAGUAGAUAAGUUCGGUGACAAUUUAAAUAUAGAUAUUCACAUGGCUGGAUCUUCAACUCAGAGAAUUUCCUUUGUCAGAUCAAUAAGCCAAACUUCAUCGAUGAGUCAUCGACAUUCCCAGUUGUCUGGAGAAAUAGUAGAUGCAAAUAUUGAACAAGGUCAAGUUGAUAACAACGAAAAACCUAAAAUGUCAAUGAAAAAUUCUAUAUGGCGUUUGGCCAAGUUGAACAAGCCGGAGCUUCCUGUCAUACUACUUGGAACCAUUGCUGCAAUGGUAAAUGGUGUCGUGUUCCCUAUAUUUGGCUUCUUGUUUUCAGCAGUCAUUAGUAUGUUUUAUAAACCUCCAGAACAGCAGAGGAAAGAGUCCAGGUUUUGGUCACUUGUAUAUGUGGGUUUAGGUUUGGUUACACUAGUAGUUUUUCCACUAAAGAAUUACUUCUUUGGGACUGCUGGUGGAAAACUUAUUGAAAGAAUUCGUUCAUUGACAUUUGCGAAGAUUGUGCACCAAGAAAUUAGAUGGUUUGAUGAUCCAGCACAUUCAAGUGGUGCAGUUGGUGCAAGGUUAUCCGUUGACGCAUCAACUGUGAAAGGUAUUGUUGGCGACAGCUUGUCCCUCCUGGUGCAGAACAUAACAACGGUGGUAGCUGGUCUAGUUAUAGCAUUCACUGCUAAUUGGAUUCUAGCUUUUAUAGUUUUGGCUGUGUCACCUUUGAUUCUUAUGCAAGGAAUGGUUCAAAUGAAGUUUCUUAAAGGGUUUAGUGGUGAUGCCAAGGUUAUGUAUGAAGAGGCAAGUCAGGUGGCAAGUGAUGCUGUCAGUAGCAUCAGAACUGUUGCGUCAUUUUGUGCAGAAUCAAAGGUGAUGGACAUGUACGGGAAAAAAUGUUCUGGACCAGCGAAACAAGGUGUUCGCUCGGGGCUUGUUAGUGGUGUAGGAUUUGGUUUAUCUUUUUUAAUUCUAUAUUGCACAAAUGCUUUCAUCUUCUACAUAGGAUCUAUUUUAGUGCAUCACAGGAAAGCAACGUUUGUAGAAAUUUUCAGGGUUUUCUUUAGUUUGACAAUGACAGCAAUGUCUGUUUCCCAGUCUUCUACAUUGUUUCCCGACACUAACAAGGCCAUAGAUUCCGCAGCUUCAAUAUUUAACAUUCUUGACAGCAAACCUGAUAUUGAUUCCAGCAGCAAUGAUGGUGUAACACAAGAAACUGUCGUUGGCAACAUCGAACUUCAACACGUCAACUUUAGUUACCCAACAAGACCCGACAUUCAAAUUUUCAAAGAUUUAACCCUAAGCAUCCCAUCUGCAAAGACUGUUGCUUUGGUUGGAGAAAGCGGCAGUGGAAAAUCAACAGUUAUCAGCCUCUUAGAGAGAUUUUAUGACCCUAAUUCCGGACGCGUAUUACUAGAUGGAGUGGAUAUCAAAACUUUCAGAAUAAGCUGGUUGAGACAACAAAUGGGUUUGGUUGGUCAAGAGCCUAUUCUUUUCAACGAAAGCAUUCGCGCCAACAUAGCUUAUGGUAAAGAAGAUGGUGCUACGGAGGAUGAGAUCAUAGCAGCAGCGAACGCAGCCAAUGCACACAACUUCAUAAGUUCUCUUCCUGAUGGUUAUGACACUUCUGUUGGCGAAAGAGGCACACAACUAUCUGGAGGACAGAAGCAGCGCAUUGCGAUUGCAAGAGCCAUGCUGAAAAACCCUAAAAUACUUUUGCUUGAUGAGGCAACAAGUGCACUUGAUGCCGAGUCAGAGCGUAUAGUUCAAGAGGCUCUAGAUAGAGUGAGUUUGAACAGAACUACUGUCAUCGUGGCUCAUCGUCUUACAACAAUUCGAGGCGCUGAUACUAUAGCAGUAAUAAAAAAUGGGAUGGUUGCUGAAAAGGGAAGACAUGAUGAGUUGAUGAACAAUACUCAUGGUGUUUAUGCUUCAUUAGUAGCUCUUCAUUCAACUGCAUCAUAA